AUCGCAUAAUGAUCGUCCAAAAAUUACGACGGUAUUUCAGAAACGAACACAUUUGCAAUAACUUUUAGUUUGGCAGUAGUAACUUUUACCAAUACCACUUUGGUUUUCGGAUAAUGAUAAAAAUAUGUAAAGCAGAUAAAGGAUGUGUGUAAAUUAUAUUAUAAGUCAGAUUGAGAUGGCAAGCAUUAUCUAAAAAUCUGGAAAAUUAGGACAUGAUUCAAGCCUAAAUUGUCCCAAUAAUAAAGUUUAACCAAUAUUAAACCACGCAGGCUUGAAUGUACUCGUAUGUUAUGAGUUUAAAUCUAAUUUUGAGCUUCGUUUUAUAAUAAGAGUCUUAUGAGUCGUAAAUACCGCGAAGCCAAGUAUAAAGAUACAGCAGCAACAUUAAUUUACGAUAGCCAUACCGGAUAUCGUCCAUGAAAUCCAAAUUUUAUUAGCGUAACAGCUGAUAUAAAAAGCCAAAGUUUACUAAAGCACAAGGAAACACCGAUGAAAAACCUUUGCAAUUUUCCUGGCAAAUCACACUAACCGUUAAUGAGUUUAUAAGACUACAAUACGAAACGCCCAGUCGUAAAUUGAAGGUCGACUUUGAACAGCGAUAAAAAAGUUUAAUGGUAGCAAUUCCCGGUUGUCGUACAAGCGCUUCGACGCUGCUCGACUGGCACCGACGUCGCUACACAUCGAUUGGCCCGCCGCUGCAGCAGUCGCCACGAUGAGCCCUGCAAGUUAACACACCCCAAAACAUUUUUGUUUACUUUAUUAGAUAGAUGACUUAAUAUGUCCGCGAAGGUGCACAGCAAGAAAUGGAUCAGCGAAGAGACUUCGGAGGAGGAGGAAGCCUUCAGCCAUGGCAGGGAGAUGGAAGCGAUCUGUUAUGCUGUCACCAAAGUCAUUUUGGACUUGGAUAACAAAUGGAAAGGCUCCUUGAGUAAAAGCACCAGCCAUACCUUAUCCAAUCGUAGCUAUAUUAUGGAGUUAGUCAAUAUACAGGUACUAGAUCAAAUAAUAGAAUAUCUAUCGAAGUUAGUGAAGUCAUUUUACAAAUUGAACCCGAAGUUGGCAAGGUUGAAACGAGACAAUGGCCUGGUGGAAAGUAAACACGAGCACGCGUUCGACCAGCUGUGCGGGUCCCGGUUCAUCAUGCUGCAGGCUGUUAGUGGGCUCAUCACGACGAUACUUAGCACGUGCCUGCAUAGGGAGGACUCUAGGAAAAUGAUUGAAUGCUGUUUGAGCUUAGUAUCAAUAUACAAUCACCUGAUUGGGCUGAGUUCGAAAAAGUUCGCAGCCAAAUUCAACGUGUGCAGCAAUACCUACCCAAGCACAAUCAGCGAAACUAAAAACAUCACUCUAACUAAAAUAGUUCAAAUUCUUGCCAAAAGUCGCGUAGAAAUCAACUGCCACCGACUAAUAAACUGCCUGGUAAAAGUGUAUAAGCCCGAAGAUAAUUCUGAUAAUGAAUCGAGCUCAAGCACAGCUGAAAGCUUGGAAAUCUACCACACCUUAACAAAACACAUCACCCCGCCAACCUCCACGAUAUCCCGGGAGAUGACAGUCGAGAAACGCCGGGAGGCCUUCAUAGAGAACAAGAAAGCGAAAAUGAAGCAAGCACAGAGCUUGAUUGAAGUUAAGAACAAACAGAACAAGAAGUUGAGCGAUAUACUUAACGCGCAGAACUCCGAUUGUGAUAUCACGUACGCGUCUCUGCUGACCAACGAAUGUGUUUUGGAACACAUUUUUAGUAAUGAAGAAAACGUAAAUGGCAUUCUGCAAAGCGAGGAGAUGUAUAUAGAAAUUCUACUGGACACAGUAGCUAACAUGUCUGCACCAUUACUUGGUACUAAUGGAACUAGAAAGCUAAAGUCAGGUCGCAUUCAAGCCAGCAAAAAAGCUGCUCAUAAAGUAACAGAAUAUUACCAAAACAUACUUUGGGGCGAUGUGGGCAGCUGCCUAGAGCAUAUUCUUCUCUGGUGGUCGUCGUAUCCUUUAGCAAUAAGAUCUCCAAACACCAGUCAAAAUCUACGUGAAUGGUUAUUUGGCACGUUCAACGUUCAUAAUACACCCGAAUUGAUUUUAUCUGCGUUGAGGAUACUGGCCGAUGCUUUAGGAUGUCACGUCACAACCACGUCUUGGGAUAAACAUUUCGGAGCCACAUUGACGACCAAUCUAACAGCAACUUCGCUCAAACUGCAUCCCGAAUUAUCGCUGUAUGUUACUGAGAGCACGGUUUCGGGAUCAAACUUCGCGUUGAUGCUGCAUGAAUUAGUAACCCUCAACAACCAGUGCGAGGUCACGUGGGACUACAUACUCGGCGCUCCGAUAGAAGACCUGCCCAUUGUUGAACAGAUACCCAUACUGCAUAGACUGGACCACUCCAUCCACACGUACCGGCUAUGGUGCUUAGCAGAAACACGGCGGCUGGCCGGACUGUGGGCAGUAGACGACUUCUUCCGCGUGGCGCACAACGACAUGCGCGCCUGCAUGGAGCAGCUGCUCGGGCUGCGCUUCGCCGACCACGGCGCCGCCAUCGAGGCGGGUAAAAUUGGAGUUCACGAAAACGUGUGCGCAAAAAUGAGGGAAAAAUUGGUUUCUGAAGUAAAAGUUAACAUACAGAAAUUGAAGGAAGCGACAGAGGAGAUAGUAUUCGUGCUGUCUUCAGUUUGCGCGACUACGAGUCUAGCGCACCUCACGAUGAUCUUCCCGCGGCCGGCCGCCUGGCGCCGCGUCACGCACCCGCCGCGGCUGGAUCACUCCAUCUACGUGCACGAGUUCCUAAAUAAAAUGCUACUGCCAGUUAUCAAGGCGACUGACGACAUAACGACUUUGAAUAUGGUGCUAAGAAUAAUGUGUGAAUCGUGGCUGCAUCACAUAUACGUAGCCAAAGUUAGAUUUAGUCAUAACUUUUCUUUCAGUAAAGAAGCAGCAGCGCAACUACUGGCAGACUUCAACGAAGUGCGUAACUGGUUGAACGACUGCAACCCGCUGUCAAAUUUAGCCAAGAAACAAAUGCUUCAAAACGAAGUCCUCAGGCGGUGCGAAGGUGUGGGUCGGUUACUGCUACACGCUCCUGGCGACCUCAUCUCCAUGCAAGACUCCACUAUGCAGGCCUCUCAGCAUGUGCGAAAAGACGACAAAGAAAACGACUCACCCGAGCAGCUAAUGCCGGCAGAGAUGUACGUUCCAAACCAGAAGCAAUGGCUGACGUUACGCGCAGGGCGCUUGAGCGGCCCGCUUGCACUCACUUGCUGCGUGGCUCUCAGUUGAUAAAUACACUAUUCUUAUACA
Messenger RNA from Ostrinia furnacalis (Asian corn borer), 3282 nucleotides. RefSeq lists its product as uncharacterized. NCBI's taxonomy places the organism in Eukaryota, Metazoa, Arthropoda, Insecta, Lepidoptera, Crambidae. The record is from RefSeq and is a predicted model, not a curated record. The transcript is spliced from 18 exons. Bases 778 to 3261 code for a protein of 827 amino acids.